Juglans regia (Persian walnut) is the source of this 583-nucleotide messenger RNA. RefSeq lists its product as uncharacterized. The record is from RefSeq and is a predicted model, not a curated record. The transcript has a single exon. Bases 191 to 463 code for a protein of 90 amino acids. Lineage: Eukaryota; Viridiplantae; Streptophyta; Magnoliopsida; Fagales; Juglandaceae.
GCUCCUUUUCAAGUAUCUGGCUUUCCAUCCCUCUCUCCCUAUAUAUAAAAGAGCCCCUCCAUUUGAUUUUCUAUAUCAAGCACACAUCCUUCUCGGAUCAAUUGUAUUCUCUAGUACACAAAGUUUGCAAUUCCUUUUUCUCUAAUUUCAAGAGCAAAUCAGUCUAAUUGGGAAGAGUUACACGAAGAAGAUGAGUUCAACAAGCAGAGCUAUUGUAGCAGCCAGCGUAGGAGUCGUGGAGGCCAUGAAAGACCAGAUGGGCAUCUGCAGAUGGAAUUAUAUUAUAAGAUCUGCGCAGCAAAAUACAAAGAACCAUCUCCGGUCGUUAUCUCAGGCAAAGAACCUCUCCUCUUCAACUUCUGCUGUGGUUUCAAGCAAAGUAAGAGAUCAUCAGGAGAAAAUGAAGAAGUCAGAAGAGUCUUUGAGGACAGUCAUGUAUUUGAGCUGUUGGGGUCCCAAUUGAGGCUUCGAGGUCUGCUGAAGAAAGCGAGCCACUGAGUAGUUCUCGGAGAACGUCGUUGCCUGAAGGGAAAUGUCAGUCCGAGCUUGUAAUAGCGGAAAUUUUAGACUUUUUUUUUUUGUU